Molecule: messenger RNA, 984 nt
Organism: Lepus europaeus (European hare)
Lineage: Eukaryota; Metazoa; Chordata; Mammalia; Lagomorpha; Leporidae
Gene: FAM50B
Product: family with sequence similarity 50 member B
Exons: 1
Coding region: 1-984 (327 amino acids)
Biological process (GO): chromatin organization
Cellular component (GO): nucleus
Source: RefSeq, a predicted model, not a curated record
AUGGCACAAUACAAGGGCACCAUGCGCGAGGCGGGCCGCGCCAUGCACCUGAUCCAGAAGCGCGAGAAGCAGAGGGCGCAGCUGCAGGUGCUGAAGCAGCGCAUCGCCGAGGAGACCAUCAGCAAGUGCAAGGUGGACAAGCAGUUCUCGGCGCACUACGACGCCGUGGAGGCCGAGCUGAAGUCCAGCACCGUGGGCCUGGUGACGCUGAACGACAUGAAGGCCAAGCAGGAGGCGCUGGUGCGCGAGCGCGAGGCGCAGCUGGCGCGCCGGGCGCAGCGCGAGGCCAAGCGGCGGCGGCUGGAGGCGCGGCGCGAGGGUGAGCGGCGGCGCGCGCGCCAGCGCCAAAUCCGCGGCCUGUCCUUCUCGCUGGACGACGCCGACGACGACGACAUCGGCGGCCCCGAGGCCGGCGCCCGCCAGCGGCACCUGGGCAAGAACCCGGACGUGGACACGAGCUUCCUGCCGGACCGCGAGCGCGAGGAGGCCGAGAACCGGCUGCGCCAGGAGCUGCGGCGCGAGUGGGAGGCGCGGCGCGAGCAGGUGAAAGGCGAGGCGGUGGACGUGACCUUCAGCUACUGGGACGGCUCGGGCCACCGGCGCACGGCGCGGAUGUGCAAGGGCAGCACGGUGCAGCAGUUCCUCAAGGCCGCGCUGCAGGGGCUGCGCAAGGACUUCCGCGAGCUGCGCGCGGCGGGCGUGGAGCAGCUCAUGUACGUCAAGGAGGACCUCAUCCUGCCGCACCACCACACCUUCUACGACUUCAUCGUGGCGCGGGCGCGCGGCAAGAGCGGGCCGCUCUUCAGCUUCGACGUGCACGACGACGUGCGGCUGCGCAGCGACGCCACCCGGGAGAAGGACGAGUCGCACGCGGGCAAGGUGGUGCUGCGCAGCUGGUACGAGAAGAACAAGCACAUCUUCCCGGCCAGCCGCUGGGAGCCCUACGACCCCGAGAGGCGGUGGGACCGCUACACGGUGCGCUGA